This is a messenger RNA of Endocarpon pusillum Z07020, 927 nucleotides long. RefSeq lists its product as uncharacterized. The transcript has 4 exons. Gene Ontology annotation, biological process: L-ascorbic acid biosynthetic process. Gene Ontology annotation, molecular function: gluconolactonase activity; calcium ion binding. The record is from RefSeq and is a predicted model, not a curated record. Bases 1 to 927 code for a protein of 308 amino acids. Lineage: Eukaryota; Fungi; Ascomycota; Eurotiomycetes; Verrucariales; Verrucariaceae.
AUGUCUCUUCAGAUAUGGAAAGUCACCAAGCCUUGGCUCGAGAUCAAGUGUGCAUUGGGAGAAGGUCCUUACUACAGUAAAGAACAUAAUCAUUUGCGCUUUGUGGACAUCUUCGACAGGAAGCUUCACAUCGUGGACUUAGCCAAGGGACCAGGAUCUUUGCGAACAAUAGACACAGGCAUGGCCGUAGGCGUGACAGCAGAUAUUAAAGACGAGCAUGAUUUUAUCCUCACCGGAGCCAAAGACGGUGUCACCAAGUUCAACCUCGAGACGGGAGAGCAUGAGUACAUCACUAAACUCUGGGCCGAAAGCGAAGGCCCAGAGAAGGUAAGAAGAAUGAGAUCAAACGAUGGCGCAGUUGACAGCGCUGGCCGGUUCUGGCUGGGGACGAUGAAUGACCCGAAGGAGACAGAGAUCACUAACGAAGCAGUACUGUUCCGACUUGACACGGACGGCAUCUUGCACCGCGUGUUGGAAGAGGUGUCAGUCGCCAAUGGCAUUAGUUGGAAUGAAAAGGACGAUACCAUGUACUGGACCGAUACGCCAACCAACAAUGUGUUCGCUUUCGAUUUUGAUGCCAAAAGUGGAAAUAUCUCAAACAGGAGAGUCUUUUAUCAUCAUCCUGAUGACGAAUCCUAUGGUAACCCUGACGGACAUGCUAGAGAUGUCGAAGGCAACUUAUGGCAUGCUUGUUAUGGCGGGAGCAGAGUCGUCAAGAUCUCCCCCGAAGGCAAGCUAGUAGGCGAGAUCUUGCUACCGACACGAAAUCCGACAUGCCCGGUCUUUGUUGGGACAGAGCUUUUCAUAACGAGUGCUCAAGAAGAUGAACCUGAAAGAUACCCUGAAUCUGCCAAGUGUGCUGGAUGUGUCUUCCGCGUCGACGUUGGUGUCGAAGGAAUGCCGAAGCAUAAGGCUCGAAUCCCAUGA